Hypanus sabinus (Atlantic stingray) is the source of this 2178-nucleotide messenger RNA. It is a transcript of the gene srp19, whose product is annotated as signal recognition particle 19. Gene Ontology annotation, molecular function: 7S RNA binding. Gene Ontology annotation, biological process: SRP-dependent cotranslational protein targeting to membrane, signal sequence recognition; SRP-dependent cotranslational protein targeting to membrane. The coding region runs from base 111 to 596 and encodes 161 amino acids. Lineage: Eukaryota; Metazoa; Chordata; Chondrichthyes; Myliobatiformes; Dasyatidae. The transcript has 5 exons. The record is from RefSeq and is a predicted model, not a curated record. Gene Ontology annotation, cellular component: signal recognition particle, endoplasmic reticulum targeting.
GAGGGGCUGACGCCCAAGUUUGGGGCGGCUUCCGGACGGACCGACGGGGCUUCCCUUUUAACUGUAUCAGUGUUGGGGGAAUCCGCUACGUCACCAUCGGAACGCUCCGGAUGGAACACUGGGAUCCGGGCGUUCCAGUGGUGUCGUCACGUUGCCCGGCGCCCAGAUGUUACCUUUCACAGCGUUCCGUUCACCUUCAGUCCAGGUUUAUUUGCAUUUAUCCUGCAUAUAUAAACAGCAAAAAGACCAUUGCCGAAGGACGAAGAAUACCAAUAGAAAAGGCUGUCGAAAAUCCAACAUUUGGAGAAAUUCGAGAUGUUUGCAUGGCAGCCGGGUUAAGUGUGGUCGUAGAGAAUAAACUUUACCCACGCGAGUGGAACAGAGACGUACAGUUCCGCGGCAGAAUACGUGUUCAGUUGAAAAAUGAAGAUGAGUCCUUCUGUUUAGAGCAGUUUCCUACACGUAAAUCGGUAAUGUUACAUGUAGCAGAAAUGAUUCCAAAACUGAAAACCAGGACACAGAAGACGGGAGGAGGUGACCAGAAUGCACAGCCAGGGGAAGGGGGCAAAAAGAGCAAGAAGAAGAAGAAGAAGUGAUCAUUUCAUUGAUGGUGCUGUCUUGGGUAAUUUAUUGUGAAAUAGUUCCUGUAUUUUCAGAUCAUUAAGCAUGGUUUUCUUUUGCUCAGUGUCACACAGCAAGCCUGGCAGCAUCUUUUAAAUAUAAUUUAUAUAUUGGGAAGACAUUCAAAAUACUAUAUAUGAUGUUAGGAACAUUUUCUUUAUGAUACCCUUUCAGUAGUUAACCUUCCUGGUACUACAGGUCUGCUCUGGAGUUGAUGUCUUUUGGUAGUAUGAAUGUAGCUCAUUUUGUAUUUCUUGAACAAAAUUAAGUUACUUUGAACCUUUAGUCACACUUUACUUUUUGGAAAUUGCUAACUACUACUAAACAUCCAAGUAAUUUUCAUUUUCACAAUGCUUAACAGAACAGAACUUUAACUCAUAGUAACUGAGUAUUUGUAGUUUAACUUUCAUAGCCCAUCUUUGAAAAACAGAACAUUAACAUUUCAAGUAUGACUAUGUCAAAAUGUGAUGUUGCAUGUUAUAUAAAUUACUGGAUGUAACAAAUACUAAAGCUGAUAUACUUUCAUUCCCCCUCAUAGAAAUUCUUGUUCCACUUACCUGAAAACUAUAUUCUUCCUCCUUUGCUAUCUCAAGCUCUCCCCUGACCUUGGCAUACUGCUUGUGAGGUGAGGCAAGUUUUAAUGUACCCUAAUUCCGUAUCAGCAUUGUCCCUGUAGCAGCAAGUGAUGCCGAUGGUCAUGAAGCUCAAUUUCAGUCCAUUCAGCUCCAGAUGAAAGCGGCUCUGUUUUAUAAGCCUUUCUCCAAACUUCAAUGCCAGAUCAAAAUACUGCUGUUUGGAUUCCACUUUGUCCCGAAUUACAAUCAAUCACCCUUUACUCUCAUUUGUAAUGCUAAUGAACAAAUAUGUAUUCUGACAACACAGGCCUUGGAAUUCUACCAUUCUUUUGACAUUAAUAUUGUAGUAUAGUUCAUCAAGUGUAGAGUUCCGCAAUGGUGUUUAUGCUUUGCAACCAAGGAUCUGCACUUCCCUCCUUAAACGUCUACACCUCUUCACUGUACACUGCUUUUAAAAUCUAACUUUUCAACCAGGAUUCUUUCAAAUUAACAAGCUGUUCACAAUCCCCAUCAGUAGUUUAUAAAAGGUACUGUAUUUAAUUCACCAAAUUGUCUUUAUUAGGCUCCGUAUCCAAACCAUUCAUAUACACUGAUAAUGUUAAAUUUAAGCUCUUUGUGACCUGAGGCACAGAUCUGUCUUGCUCCAGCUCGUAGCCAUUUUUCUCCCAACAUUGCCAGCUGUGGUAGGAAGUUUCAGUUCCUUCUAGACUGCAUCCUAAACCUUCUACCUUAAGAUUUGCAAAGUGUUACAAAGUUUCUUCCUCCCUGUACCCAUUCAGAUCUAUAAAUGUUUGUGAUGUAUGAGGCUUGCCAGAUUCACCUUCGAAGGAAUUUUACUUCUCUUGCUAAAUACAGUUAAAUUGAACUGGUUUUCAGUCACCUGCUGUGAAGACCUCUGGACCCUGUAGCCUUUCCCAAGAAAUUGUGGUAUGCAUCUUAAUAUGGACUUAAAUACCUAUAUUUCUGAAUAAACUGUUUAAAA